Rhipicephalus microplus (southern cattle tick) is the source of this 660-nucleotide messenger RNA. RefSeq names its product luc7-like protein 3. The record is from RefSeq and is a predicted model, not a curated record. Lineage: Eukaryota; Metazoa; Arthropoda; Arachnida; Ixodida; Ixodidae.
AUGGAGGAUAUAUCGGAGCCUGGUAGCACAGAUUGCUUGGUGGACAAUCUUAAAGCUGUUGUCAGGAAGCAGGAGGAGCCUUGGCGACAAGCGUCAGAGGACAGUGAAUGCCCAGUGCAUAAGGAGCGGAAAACAAAGCACAAGAAAGAAACUUGUCAGCAUCGGAAGCACCGUCGUCACCGGCGGAAGAACAGCAAUAAUGAGGACCGUGAAGAAGGUGAGAUUGUUGAAGAAAGGUCACCGUCAUCUUCAAGCCGACGACGAAAGGAGAGAGACAAGCAUAGAAGCAGUGGCAGCAGCAGCAAACAGCACACUCGGCACAGCAGCAAAGACCGACGACGGAGCAUUUCAAGAGAACGCCACGAGCACAGGCACAGCAGUCGCCACCGUAGAGACCACUCAGAAGAGCGCUCCUCCGAGAAGUCCUCAAAGCAUGAGGAUUCGCGUCGAACAGAUGACCGAGAUGUUGCGCCUACGGAGACGGACUACGGCCACUUCAGGGAGCAGCGCCACUGCAGCCCUUACGUGACCUCUUCGGACGGCAGACGAGCUGUCAUAACCGGGAAUACAAGAAACCGGCAUGCAAGGGACGCCCAUCGGCGUACCUGCCUGACGCUGUCCACGUUCCACAGGAACGCGGGAAAUAUCUUGGUGCGCUGA